Molecule: messenger RNA, 612 nt
Organism: Rhizophagus irregularis DAOM 181602=DAOM 197198
Lineage: Eukaryota; Fungi; Glomeromycota; Glomeromycetes; Glomerales; Glomeraceae
Source: RefSeq, a predicted model, not a curated record
CUUUCAUGCUUUUCGUCCUUUUUUGUUUGCGAAUAAUGUCACGUUCAAAAACAAUAUUGCUUUUAAAGGAAAAACAAAUACAAGCUGAUUCAAACGUAGAUAUUUAUGAACAAAAAUUCCGUGAACUAGGAAAUUAUAAAAUACUUUAUUUACCGCUUCUCGAACACUCUUUGGUUAAUAUAAAUGAAUUAACUAAUAUAUUAAAGAAUGAAGCAGACAAUAAAUAUAGAGGGGUAAUAACUACUAGUCAAAGAGCCGUUGAAGGACUUAAAAUAGCAUGGGAACAAUCAUUCUUUUCUUCUGAUUAAUUAUUUUUAUAGAUGAGAAAAAAGAUGUUUUAGACAAAUGGAAGAAAUUACCAUAUUUUGUUGUUGGUAAAUCAACAGCAAAAGCAAUAAGAGAAUUGAAUGUUAAUCCGUUUGGAGAUGAAUCAGGAAGUUCAGAAAUAUUGGCAGAUUACAUAAUAAAAUAUUUUAGUUGUUCUUCGCAAGAAAGAGAAAAUUCUCAACAAUUAAAAUUAUUAUUCCUUGUAGGAGAUAAAAGAAAAGAUUAUUUACCAAAUAAAUUGGUAGAAUCAGGAUUUAUUUUAAAAGAAUUAUUAAUUUAUGAGAC